AUGACCAACAGCUCUCUCAAAGCGAUCGCUGUUCAUCCAAUAAGAAGGUUUUUAUUCUGGACUGAUAUUGGUCGAACGACGGCUUGCAUUCAACGGGUCAACCUGGAUGGAAAAACUGGUCACAGAUUCAUUGUGAUGCAUCCUAAUGUUUUGAAACCAGUCAGCUUGGCCAUUGAUUUUCAGACGAACAGAUUAAUAUGGUUGGAUCAGAUGAAAGAAUCUAUAUUCACAAGUAAUUUAAAUGGCAGGGAUCGGAAGCUCCUUCAUCAACACAAGUUCUAUGGGUCAAACUUACAAGCCAUUGCAGUUUUGAAGAAUUACAUUGUCUAUUCUGACUGGCAUUAUGGUUCGACAGGUAUCUAUGCCAUCAAUAAAUAUGAUGGAACAAUGAUUGGAAAUAUGAAAGAAAUAGAUCCGACAUUGGCUAUAGCUUUUUUACAUGCCAAAAGCCAGCCUCAAGGUUCAAAUAUUGUUUACGAUGAAUUUCUAUUGGUAGCUGACCAACGUUUGCGCCGCCUUUACCAGAUCGAUCUCUGGAAAGUGGAACUUAAUGCCUUGCCAAUAUUCCCUCUGACCCAGCCGAUUGAUGUGGCUUUUGAUUACACAGAAAUGAUGGUAUAUUGGACCGAUGCACAGGAAGCCUCCAUUAACAGAGCUAAACUCAAUGGCCAUUCACAUGAAGUCUUAAUUCACAACUUUUCCAUAAAUUUUGGAGAAAUUGCGAUUGAGACAAAUUCCCGCUUGUUAUAUUUUAUCGACUAUAAAUCUGGAAGUAUUGAUUCACUUUGGAGUUUCCACCCUAACAGCGACAUCGCCAAUCACGCAAUGACUGGCUUGCGGGAUCCGAGAGGAAUCUACUGUUGGAAUAAAACGGUCUAUGUGGCAGCCUCAGGAAGUGUGCAAGCAGUGGAGAUCGACAAACCAAACCGAAGCAAACCGACCACUGUUCUGAGAAACGUGGAUCCUUAUGACGUGAGUGCCGAUUAUCUGUUCCUUUAUUGGACCGACAAGGAAUCAGGAGCCGUGAAGAGGGCUGAUCCUGGAUACUUUGGUUUUAAGCCGUUCGAUCGAGAAAUUGAAAGGUGGACGAAAGCAAACUUCAACAACAGUAAUUAUCCAAACUUUUCAAUCUAUGGAACGCUCCAGAAGGGUUAUCUAAAAUUCACCUCCAGCCGGAUCCUAAUUGUUCCCGAAGGUCUCACAUACGUGAAUGUCAUCUGUAUUGGCGGGGGCGGUGGAGGCUACAAUGGCGGCAGUCGCUACAAAAAAGCCGGCGAUGGAAGUUUGUCAAAAUUCAAAACUCUUGUGGCUGAAGGCGGCAAAGGUGGAAACAGAACGUCAGGUGGCGCCGGGGGUCGUGGGACCAUUUCCGACGGAGCCGAUGGGGGAUGGGAAAGAGACGCAUGUACACUGGGUGGCGCUGCAGGUGGCGGUGACAACUGGGAAAAUGACGGAUCAACUAUAUACCCAUUUUGUGGAGUCGGCGGGCAGUCUGAGUGUCCGCGCAGUACGCCACCGAAAGCGGGUCAGCCAGGCCCGGGUGGCAAGGCUAACAACGGUACAUCAGCAGGACAUUAUGGUGGUGGCGGAGGUGGCGCGUUUAAAAUGGGAGCUGGUGGAGGCGGCGGGUUUUCCCGCGAAAGUUUUAAGGUGGAUUCAUGGGAAGUAAUUCAAGUGACUGUCGGGGCGGCUGGGACACCAUCGCACGGUCCGGCAGCUAAAGGCGUGGUUGUCAUAUCCUGGGACAUCACUUGGCAGUUUUUUGGGUUGAUCAUGGCUGAACGUCAAAUUAGUACAGCUGUUUCGGACAUUUUCCUCGCUCUUUCUGCUUACUUUGCGGCAAUAUCACUGCAUUCUGCACACCAUAUGGCGGCUAUUGGCAUUUCAAUACAGGGCUUUGCUGCACUUAUUGGCGUUGCCCGUUUCUCGGCUGAUUCUCCUGAUUCCUUACUUGUUGAUGCCCAUGGAGUCGCUAGCUGGUUGUCUACACUGGCUACCUUACCGGGAUUGGCCACUGGAUUUUGCAACUACUUCAAUGUACCAUAUUUCGGCUGA
Molecule: messenger RNA, 2055 nt
Organism: Acanthosepion pharaonis
Lineage: Eukaryota; Metazoa; Mollusca; Cephalopoda; Sepiida; Sepiidae
Source: the annotation of a GenBank genome assembly